CUGCAGCUCUGCGUUGCUCUCAUCCAAGCCUCGUCCCUCCAUCGUCCUUGCUGACGCUCCAUCAUCUGAAUCCAUAUAGGUGUGGAGAGUUGAUUUACUGACCAUCAUGGCUGUUCUUUCGUCACCUCUCCUCUUCAUUUCAUCAAUUCCUAUCGUGACGCGGUCAUUCACUGCGGCGACUGUCAUAUUCUCUCUGUUUUACGCCUGGCUGCGAUGGAAGGAUGUCGGUUCAACGCCAUAUUUGACUCUUGUUCCUGGGUCGAGUAUCUUUUAUCCAUGGACAUUCGUAACAUCGGCUCUAGUUGAGACGAGCAUCUAUGAGUUUGUGGUUACAAUAAUCUUCGUGCCUGCGUCCUUGAAAUACCUCGAACGACUAUGGGGAAGCAUUGAGACACUCAAAUUCAUUGUGGCUUCUGUGGGAAUCUCGAAUAUCAUUGGUUUUGCGUUCAACUGGAUAGAGUUCGUUGCCACGAAGAAUGCGGACCUUUUUCUGUAUGGAAUGGAAUAUCAUGGCCAGAUGUCGUUGCAAAUUGCGCUCCUCGUUGCAUUCACACAGUUGAUACCCGAGCAUCAGGUUCAGGUUAUGGGUGUGCUUAAGACCCGUGUCAAGAACCUCCCCAUGGCUUACCUGACGCUUUCAACUGUUAUGACCAUCAUCGGAUUCCAAUGUCCCUGGAUAAUCAUUCAGUUUGGCUGGUAUGUCAGCUGGGUGUACCUCCGCUUCUACAAGAAGAAUGCCAGCGAUACUGUUGGUGGGACCGACACAUACGGUGAUAGAAGUGAAACAUUCUCCUUAGUAUCUUGGUUUCCACCAUUCCUGCACUACCCACUCACUUUACUUGGAAACUUCGUCUUUUCUACGGCCAACCGUUUCCAUCUUAUACCUACAACCCAUGGUGACUUGGAAGGCGGGUUGUAUAGCCAAGUGCCUGGCAGUGCUAGAGCUGAAGCUGAGAGGAGACGUGCCAUGGCCCUGAAGGCUCUUGAUCAAAGGCUAGCAAAUACCUCCUCGCCAGUCGGCUCCACAUCUGCGAAUGGAGUAGCACUUCAGACUCCUCGCCCUCCUCCAGCCGCCGCUCUCUCCCGAGGGGAUGGUGUUGCUAUGCCCUCGCCCUCGUCAAAGGACCAUUUAAAUGGUAAAAAGAGUGUCGGGGAAUCGGAUAUAGGUGAUGCGGGUCAAACGGAUAGUCGGUAGAGCUUUAUAUGGAUUCUUCCUCUCUUCCUGUACAUCUCAAAAACUUUGUUACGCCAGUCUACUUGUCUACGUCUCACCUAUUUUAUGUUAUGUUCAUGAACACAUUGAAAAAAUCGUUCUUCUAAGGCUCCAGAUGUUACUUAUUCAAGGGCU
Messenger RNA from Desarmillaria tabescens, 1348 nucleotides. RefSeq names its product eukaryotic integral membrane protein-domain-containing protein. Gene Ontology annotation, biological process: retrograde vesicle-mediated transport, Golgi to endoplasmic reticulum. The record is from RefSeq and is a predicted model, not a curated record. The transcript is spliced from 6 exons. Gene Ontology annotation, cellular component: Golgi apparatus; membrane. The coding region runs from base 107 to 1195 and encodes 362 amino acids. NCBI's taxonomy places the organism in Eukaryota, Fungi, Basidiomycota, Agaricomycetes, Agaricales, Physalacriaceae.